GACAAUAUUUGAUUUUUAUGGAAAAGCAUGGAUUUCUAAAAGAACACAAUCUUUAUCACUCAAGCAUGACUCUAUACUCCCAAAAUCAUUGAGCAAUGAUGAAAAUUGAAAAGUCGUGCUUCUUCAUUUCUUCAAUUCAAAGCAAGUUGGACUAGGACUUUCAGUUGUGAAAACACAUCAGUUUCUAAAACAAAAAGCAUGAAAUAUAACAAAAAAAAAGAAAGAUGGGAGAUUACUCAGAUCAUCAAACAAUAACUUACAACCCAAACUUCAAAUUGAUCAGAAUAAGAUGCUCAGAUGCUCAGAAAGUUUAAAAAACGAAAUUGGCAGCGAGAUGAGGAAGAUGAUUGAUUGAUUACCCGGGAUUUAGGUCUUCAAUCUCUGAAGCAGACAAUUUUUAUUUCAAAUAAUAGCUUAACGCUGAGCUGUCAAGAGACAAAUCGAAAUGCAGACAAUGAUAACAAAGACCCUGAUCAGGAUUUCCAGUCAAAGAAAUUAAACCGAACUAUAAUUGAACGAGAGAAAGGGAAGGCGGGGAUUUGAUAUGAGCACUGCGUGUAGAUACAGAGAACGAUAAUAAUAAUAAUAACAAUAGGGAGUAUGAAGUAGAAUAGCUGACUUUAGUUGAAGAUCCUCCUGCGGAAUUUCCCUUUUCAACUUUCUCAUGGCGUUGCUUGGAUUGACUCUAGUUGGAAACCGCAAUCUUGGUAUUUGAGUCCACCAAAGAGAGAAAUGGAUACAAGGCAGAGAAGCAUAAGGGUGUUGAUGUUUCCAUGGCUAGCCCAUGGUCACAUAUGCCCAUUCCUAGUGCUAGCCCAAGCACUUGCCACAAGAAACUUCAUCAUCUACAUAUGCUCCACCCCCACCAACCUCAACUCCAUCAAGAAGAGGCUCACUGAUAAAGACUCCAUAGCCAUAAAGCUUGUGGAGCUCCAUCUCCCCUCCCUCCCCAAUCUCCCCCCUCACCUCCACACCACCAACGGCCUCCCGCCCCGCCUCAUGCCCACUCUCAAGCGCGCCAUGGACAUGGCCAAACCCGGCUUCUUCACCCUCCUCCGCACCUUCAAGCCCGACCUGGUCCUCUACGACUUCCUCCAGCCGUGGGUCCCGAUGAUGGCUCGAGGGGAGGAUGUCCCCGCGGUACUGUUCCUCAACCCCGGGGCGGCAUCCUCCUCGUACCUGUUUCACGUCGGGAGGGGCCACCCCGUGGAUGAGUACCCCUUCCCGGAGAUGUAUCUCCGGGAUCACGAGUAUAGGAGGAACAUGUGUAUAUUCGAACAGCCGGCGGAGGACUCGGAGGACGGGACCCGGAUUAGCGACACGGAGCGGGUGGACAGGUGUUUGGACGGAUCGUCCAGGAUCAUACUCAUCAAGACGUUCAGGGAGCUCGAGGGGAAGUAUAUUGACUACCUGAGCGAUUUGGUCGGCAAACGGUGCGUCCCGGUGGGGCCGCUCGUACGGUCCACGGCGGCGGAGGGAGAGCAUGAGGAGAUCAAGGAGUGGCUGGACGGGAAGCAGCGGUGCUCGACGGUGUUUGUCUCUUUCGGGAGCGAGUACUUCCUGACGGAGGCGGAGAUGGAGGAGGUGGCGCUAGGGCUGGAGCUCAGCCGGGUCAAUUUCCUGUGGGUAGUUAGGUUCCCGAGCGGGGGGUUCGUGAGCCACUGCGGGUGGAGUUCCGUGAUGGAGGCCUUGAAAUUCGGGGUUCCGAUCGUCGCGAUGCCGAUGCAGCUGGACCAGCCGUUGAACGCGAGGCUGGUGGUGGCGGCGGGGAUAGGGGAGGAGGCGGUGAGGGACGGGGAGGGGAGAGUGGAUAGACGGGAGGUGGCGAGGGCGGUGAGGAAGGUGGUGGCGGAGAAAUCGGGGCAGCGGCUGCGGCGCCGGGCGAGGGAGUUCAGCGAGAAGAUAAUGAGCGAGAGGGGGGAGGAGGAGAUCGACGAGGCGGUGGAGGAGUUGAUGAAGCUUUGCCGGAGUAGGACGGCGGCGGGGCGGGAGUACGACUCGACGCAACUUUUCAAUUACUGCACAAAUGGAUAGGUUUUGCGUCAUGGUUUUUGGGAUUCUGUUGUUAUUCCUCUAGACUAUUUCAGUCUGUUCCUAUGUUUUUCUUUCUGCCAUAAAAAAUAAAAUUGACUGUAAGAU
Messenger RNA from Cuscuta campestris, 2139 nucleotides. NCBI's taxonomy places the organism in Eukaryota, Viridiplantae, Streptophyta, Magnoliopsida, Solanales, Convolvulaceae. The record is from the annotation of a GenBank genome assembly.